This is a messenger RNA of Opisthorchis viverrini, 231 nucleotides long. RefSeq lists its product as hypothetical. The record is from RefSeq and is a predicted model, not a curated record. The coding region runs from base 1 to 231 and encodes 76 amino acids. The transcript has a single exon. NCBI's taxonomy places the organism in Eukaryota, Metazoa, Platyhelminthes, Trematoda, Opisthorchiida, Opisthorchiidae.
AUGCAGGGAGGGAUUUGUCUAGAUCAAGAAGGAGAACGUAAAACGGGGAACAGAAAAUUGACCGGUGAAAUAGUCGAGGGAGACGGUCCCAAGAGAUGCAACCAGGGUAUAUUAAAGGGUGUGAACAUCCUCCGCACAAACCACUGCACAAUCGAUGGAAAUAUUAUGCCUGACUCAACUCUCGCCUACCUGUUACCGGACUCCGAGUUUGGAGCCAAAAUCGUUGGAUAG